AUGGAUGGUUUGCUGCACACUGAAAACAGUAAAAUAGACGAUGGUUCUGAUGAAAGUGAGUGGAAGCAGACGGACAAGGAGGCGGAAGAGAAUUCCAAGGUCUACUUUGUUUUCUCGGCGGAGUGGAUGGCUGUAGUUAGCGAAGGCCAAAAGAUCUACCUUGCCGCGUUUGCAUCAUUUUAUGUCUUUAGUCUAUUAGUAUUCUGUUAUUGUAUCCUCCAAGAUUCAACCAUGGUUCAUAGCUUGAAGCUGAAGGCUUUUCUUAACACACGACCAGAUGACCCCAUAUUGCAGAAAGUCAAUUUUGAGGCCAAGGUUAUUUUCAGGACAGGUAACUGGUAUACAAUACAAGAGACCAUUGUCAACCCGACCAGGGGUAUCGGUGGCUACCGGAAGAGUUACCCGCUCAUUCGCGACAAGCUCCAUAGUGCCAGAAGCAUGUACAAGCGCUGCCUCACCACGAAUUUCCGCACCUCUCCCAUCCUCGACAUGGCCAACCUCUUCCUCGUGGUGGGCAGCGUCAUUUAUGUGUUCGCGGGGCCUUUGGUUAUCCUCUCUCGCGGUGCCUUUUAUCAAUGUUCGAUGCUGGGCUCAGUUUUCCUCGGAGCCUGUUUUCUCUUAAACAAAGCAGCAUCGGGAUUCCUAUUCGACUGUCUCUUGAAUACACAGUCCAUCCAAGUCGACAACCAUGGAGGGUACAAGGAGAAGCUCUACAAUAUGACCCUGUUCGAGGCCGAGUCCCUCAUGGAAAAGGCGACUACGUCGGGUUUGGGGGUGCUUGUUGCUCUGCUCGGAUUCCUUCCACUGGCCAUUAUGGGUUGCUUGGGGAUAAAACUUCUUGGGAGGCCAGUGUAA
Mesocestoides corti is the source of this 855-nucleotide messenger RNA. NCBI's taxonomy places the organism in Eukaryota, Metazoa, Platyhelminthes, Cestoda, Cyclophyllidea, Mesocestoididae. The record is from the annotation of a GenBank genome assembly.